Cololabis saira (Pacific saury) is the source of this 3530-nucleotide messenger RNA. It is a transcript of the gene sesn1, whose product is annotated as sestrin 1. The record is from RefSeq and is a predicted model, not a curated record. Gene Ontology annotation, cellular component: nucleus. Gene Ontology annotation, biological process: negative regulation of TORC1 signaling; positive regulation of macroautophagy; cellular response to L-leucine. NCBI's taxonomy places the organism in Eukaryota, Metazoa, Chordata, Actinopteri, Beloniformes, Belonidae. Gene Ontology annotation, molecular function: L-leucine binding; oxidoreductase activity, acting on peroxide as acceptor. The transcript has 10 exons. Bases 109 to 1749 code for a protein of 546 amino acids.
GAGUGCUGGUCAAUGCAGAGAUAAAGCGUCUCUGAGCUGAAGACUUGCACCAAAGAAUGUGGAUAAACCUUUUGUGAAACAGCUCUAGCAUUCGUCCUUGGUGAAUUGAUGGAGAUGCAGGACCAGGAGUCUCUGGGGAGAUGGGACAGGCUGGGGAGCCGGGAUGCCAGCUCCAGAGCCGAAGCAAUGGAGAUAAUCUGCCUGGAGGUCACGAGAAAAGUGGAGGCCAUCGGACCUAUAACAUCAUUGCCACAUUCUCCUCCAGCCUCGGGAAGUCCGCCAAAAAACGACUUGAAUGACACCCUGGCUCACAUUCUCAUGCUCGCCAAACGGUGUCCGUUUGAAGAUGUCAGAGAGCGAUUUGUCCAGCUGCUGCAAGGCAUCCAGGACUUGGGAGUUAGGAUCCCAAGACCUCUAGGUAACGGACCAAGCAGAUUUAUCCCCGAAAAAGAGAUUCUUCAAAUCAGUAAAGUGGACACCAGGACGCAGUCAAUAUUUGAGGAUGCGUUUGCAGCCCUCGGUCGCCUCGACAACAUUUCUCUGGUGAUGGGCUUCCAUCCACAGUACCUGGAGAGCUUUCUCCGGACGCAGCACUACCUGCUGCAGAUGGAUGGACCCCUGCCUCUGCACUACAGACACUACAUCGGCAUCAUGGCAGCAGCAAGACACCAGUGCUCCUACUUGGUCAACCUACACGUGAACGAUUUCCUCCAGGUAGGAGGAGAUCCUAAAUGGUUGAACGGUCUGGAUGAAGCCCCUAAGAAGCUGCAGCUGCUCGGAGAGCUGAACAAAAUCCUCGCCCACCGGCCUUGGCUUCUCACCAAGGAACACAUCGAGGGCCUUCGGAAGGCUGAGGAGCACAGCUGGUCCCUGGCAGAGCUGAUCCACGCCGUGGUCCUGCUCACACACUAUCACUCCCUCGCUUCCUUCACAUUCGGCUGCGGCAUCACACCUGAGAUCCACUGCGAUGGCGGACACACGUUCAGACCCCCCUCUCUUAGCCAGUACUGCGUGUGUGACAUUGCCAAUGGAAAUGGCCACGCUUAUCACCACGAUGAGCUGGGCAACCAGGAAAUGUGUGGUGAGGUGGAGGUCCUCAUGGAGAGGAUGAAGCAGCUGCAGGAGUGCCGUGAUGACGAGGAGGCCAGCCAGGAGGAGAUGGCGACUCGCUUCGAGAGGGAGAAGACGGAGAGCAUGUUGGUGGUCACAGCUGAGGAGGAGGAGUGUGUCCCCUCCAGAGACAUCUCUCGCCACUUUGAGGACACCAGCUAUGGCUACAAGGACUUCUCCAGGAGGGGGGAGCACGUGCCCACGUUCAGAGCGCAGGACUACAGCUGGGAGGACCACGGUUUCUCACUGGUCAACAGAUUGUAUCCUGAUGUUGGUCAGAUGCUGGACGAGAAGUUUCAGAUGGCUUACAAUCUGACAUACAACACCAUGGCGACACAUAAGGAUGUGGACACCAGUAUGCUGCGCAGGGCCAUCUGGAACUACAUCCACUGCAUGUUUGGCAUCAGGUAUGACGACUAUGAUUAUGGGGAGAUAAACCAGCUCCUGGACCGCAGCUUUAAGAUCUAUAUUAAGACCAUGGUGUGCAGCCCCGAGAAGACCACCAAAAGAAUGUAUGAAAGUUUCUGGAGGCAGUUUCAGCACUCCGAGAAGGUCCACGUUAAUCUGCUUCUUAUGGAAGCACGAAUGCAGGCAGAACUGUUAUACGCUCUGAGAGCGAUCACACGCUACAUGACAUGAAGUGCUUUUUGGCGUUUUCAUCGUUGUCCUUUUUACUGUCGUUACUUAUUAUGGGACACUGAAAAUCAAUGGGGGGAGGGGGGGGGUCAACAAAAAUCUGGAAAAGAUCCCUUGUUUGAGACGAUGCUUGCUGGUUGGAUGUUGAGAAGAGGAUCAGAACAAACAUAGAAAGCAAGGGAGGAAGAAAAAAAAGAAUCAUCUCAAACUACGAGUGAAUGCACGCAUCAAGAUGUUCCACCUGCAGUGCCAAGACUGACCAAGAGGAGACAGCCUGGUGCAAACUCCUGCCUUGCUAAAGGGGUUUGCACCAGGCCUGGGCAUCAACGGGAGACAUCCAGGACUGCAUUUCAGUAUUCAAGCAGGCAACUCAUCGGUUUCCAAUCUCACCUGUCUCCUGGUAGAUUGAGAAAAUCCCCAGAAAUAUGUGCAGCCAGAAACAGUCUGCACUUUUGAUUCUGUUGUCACUGUGUUUUAUUUGUUUAGUUUCUUUAAUACCUUUUUUUUAUUUCAUUUUUUUUUUUGUAUUAUGAGGAAGUGGAUUUUGUUGAUGUGGAAACUGGAGACAGACACAUUAACUCUAGGCAGUGGUUGUUCUUUUUUUUUUUAAGUGUGCCUGAACUAUCCAGCACAGUGUGCAUACGUGCUGAAGCUGCUGCUGCUCCCAUGUUGUAUUUUCAUGGGAUCACAUUGAUCCCCAAAUCACCCCUCACCCAAUUCCCUCAAUCCUUUUUUAAAUAAGCCCCUGUCCAUUAGAAAUCCAUUGCAUUACCCCAACCCAACCCUACCCACUUCCCAAAUGUCAAUGUAAGCUAAUCUGAGAUGUGGAAAACCAGAAAGAUGUGGAAAACAACUCAAAGAACACUGUCUGAGCCCUGUUUGAGUGUGAUUGUACACGUGUCAUGAUGACUGAGGUGUGAAUGUGUUUAAGAGUGGAGAAAAGUAUGUCUUGGAAUUUCAUGUGUCAAAAAAGAAAAAAAAAAGCGAGGCACUUUGAAGGAAAGCCUUCUUGCUUCUGCUGUAGCUGUUUUUGUGAGAUAAUUAUCUUUUGUCGUGUCUUUUAUUUUUCUGGAAAUGUUGAGAAAAAGAAAAAAAACUAAUCAAAAGCUAGAAGCCAGGGUUUCCAGGAGGGAUUUGCUUCCGGUUGUCCUAACCGCACCGUGUCUGUCUUCCGCUUAUCCCAUCCAGCUGCCUGGUUUCCCUAACACUUUUCAAAGCUUUGGAUUGUGAAUUUUACCAGUAAAUGAAUACCUCUUCUGUUUUUCUUUAUGAAACAUGUAUGAAAUGCUCUUUUGAUGAGCAGAGACUCUUUCUGGGCUGCUGUGUUUCCCGCUGCUUGGGGACCUGGCGUGCCCACACGGGGCCGACUGCGGUCGAUGGCUUUCGAACGCAAAAGGUUGUAGCUGUGCUUAUUUCCCAGCUGGGGGAGUCUAACCAGUGCAAAAGCAGCAUCUUUUUUUUUUUUUGUUUUUAGUUUUAAACAGAGAUGUGAAAACUCUGCAGUUCUUUGUUUUUUUGUUUACUAAAAAUCCUUAAAGUACUGCAUUCUUCUGAGGGUGGAUUAAGGAAUAAGACAGAUGAACGAGUGAUAUCCAGAUGGCGAGGAGGAGGAAGAUGGCAGCAGUGAUAAAGGAAUGGUACAUUUGAAAGUGGACUGAGAGGAACUGGAGCGUUUUUGUUUAUUUUUCUCCCAAUUUUUUUUUUUCAAACUUCUGACUGAUGUCAGUUAAACCUUUUUAUAUGAAAGUAUAUGAAAAACGUGAAAAAUAAACUAUAAUAUUAAA